AUGGCCAAUGGACCUCCCGUCGUCGUCAUCUUGGGAUUAUUAUUUUUCCACAACCUAAUAGCUGUCGCGUCACUACGAGGGAAUUUCGAGAGCAAAUUCGUCCUUCCCCCAGUGCUCGAGGAAAACGUGACGAUCUACGGUACCGAAGGGAAAUUGACGACGCCCAAUUUCCCGAAUGACUACCCAAAUCUUGCGCAAAUCGUGUAUUAUCUACAGGCUCCACCCGGCUACUUUAUCCACCUCACUUUCUACACGCUGCGUACGGAGGAGUGCUGUGAUCGAGUGACCGUCUACGAUUCGAAUCUCAAGGACGGAGCCAAGAUUCUCAAAGAGCUUUCCGGGAAUGGCACGGGUACGGUCGUGGAAUCCUCCGGUCCGUCAAUGACCGUCUUGUUCAGCUCCGAUCUUCUCAACACCGACAUUGGAUUUUAUGCCGAAUUUACCACGGUUUUGAUAAGCUACAAAUACAGCGCAAGCCACGCCUGUCCCCCAGCUCCAUUCACAGCCACCGACUCGACGGAUUAUGUGUACGGGAUCGAAACGUCGCCGUCGUGGCCGUACGCAUAUCCAAACAACGCACUGUGUAACUACUGGAUUGGCGUGCCGGACGGGCAUAAGAUCAAGCUGACGAUUGAGUCAUUUUGGACGGAAAAGUGCUGCGACAGGCUGUACAUCUAUGACGGGAUCGAUCAACGGGCGACAAUGUUGGCUAACCUAUCCGGUUCCUACGAAGACCUCCCACUCCAUACGCUUCAUUCGAGCAGCAGCCGGCUCUACCUCCAGUUCAGCACCGAUCUGAUCAACAACGGGCCCGGCUUCUCGUUGCUCUUCGAGCGCGAA
Mesorhabditis spiculigera is the source of this 840-nucleotide messenger RNA. The record is from the annotation of a GenBank genome assembly. NCBI's taxonomy places the organism in Eukaryota, Metazoa, Nematoda, Chromadorea, Rhabditida, Rhabditidae.